AAAAUAAUAAUAUACCCAAACAAUGGAAAACAGCGAUACACUGCCUUUAUUAUCAUAUGUUUCAGAUGACUAUGAUUUUGAUGUAAGCAAUCGCCAACAGCUGGUCCUAUCAUCGGACAGUCCCRCAUACGGUAGUCUAAAUGAUUUUGACAUAACUGGUCCGGUAUCCAUAUCGUGGCAUAAUAUCAAUGUAUUCAACAAGACAUCCAAUGGUAAACAAUUGCCACUUUUGCACCGAUUUAAGAAACCAAGUGUUCAUAUACUUAAAAAUGUUUCUGGUGAAGCUAAAAGUGGACAAUUAAUGGCUAUUAUGGGAUCAAGUGGCGCCGGUAAGACCACUCUGAUGAACGCAUUGGCUCAGCGAAACGUAUCGGACGUAAGCCUAGAAGGCACCGUCCGAUUGAACGGACAGGCAAUCGACAAGCACGGCAUACGUGCCGUAUCGGCUUACGUACAACAGGACGACCUUUUCAUUAGUACACUGACAGUCAAAGAGCACCUGUGGUUUCAGUCUAAACUACGGAUGGAUCCAUCAUUAAACAGAAGGGAACGUAAAGCCAGAGUCGACAAAAUAUUAUUAGAUUUAGGUCUAAAUAAAUGCGCCAACACUAAGAUUGGUAGUCCGGAGCGCGAAAAGGGUAUAUCCGGCGGAGAAAGAAAGCGCCUGUCGUUUGCAUCGGAGUUAUUAACUGAUCCGUCAAUCAUGUUUUGUGACGAACCGACCUCCGGAUUGGACUCGUAUAUGGCCCUCAAUGUUGUCGAAGUGCUCCGGGAUAUGGCAGCCAAUGGCAAGACAAUCAUCUGUACGAUACAUCAGCCGUCGUCUGAGGUGUUCUUCUUAUUCAAUCAUUUGUUACUUAUGGCCGAUGGAAAGGUAGCCUACUUAGGAAAAGCGGGAGAGGCAAUGGAGUUUUUCUCAAGUUUGGGAUACAGCUGUCCUAAUAACUACAAUCCCAGCGAUUUUUAUAUCAAACAAUUAGCUGUAGUUCCCGGCAGUGAAGACGAAUCUAAGGAACAUAUAAAUUUUAUAUGCGAUCGUUAUCGUGACAGUUGGUACGCCAAUCAGUAUAUGCCGGGAACCGGUAGAGCCGAUAGUGCUAUGUAUACUGACAGCAGCUCAUCCCAGGGCACAAAUCCAUUCAGUAGUACCGUUAUUAAUAAUAAUAAUAGUUUUAAAAGCAAUGGUCGCGUCUAUCGGAGCGGUUGGUGCACACAGUUUUGGGUACUACUAUACCGAUCGAUACUUACAACAUAUCGCGAUCCCAUCAUAUUUAAGCUGAUUUUAGUCACAUUAUUUAUAGUUAUAGUGAUGGGACUCAUCUAUUUGCAUCUGGAGCUCAACCAAAAGGGUAUCCGCAAUAUUAACGGCGCCCUAUGGAUGCUAUUGAUGUAUUUAAAUCUACAAAGUUUGUUUGGUACAGUAAAUACAUUUUGUAAGGAGGUGCCCAUAUUUCAUAGGGAACACAGUAAUAAUGUAUAUCGGGUUAGUCCAUAUUUUCUAACCAAAAUGUUGGCAGAGUUGCCUAUUUAUGUGAUAAUACCAUUGAUGUUUGUGUCGAUCUUUUACUUUAUGGUCGGCCUAAACAACAAUCUCUAUCGUUUUGUGACGUGUGUCUGCAUAUGCCUAUUGGCAGCCAAUAUUGCCUGCGGUUUCGGAUAUCUAAUGGCACUGAUAACGCACAACAUAACUGCAGCAUUGAUGCUAUCGGCACCAUUACUUAUACCAUUAAUGAUUUUUGGUGGUCUAUUCAACAAUAUUGAUUCAAUUCCAUUUUAUCUAAUUUGGAUAAAAUAUAUUUCAUGGUUUUAUUAUGGCAACGAAGCACUGGUUAUAAACCAAUGGGAUGGCGUCGACAAUAUUGAUUACAGUGACCAGUUGUGCGAGUGUUCGCGACUCAUGUCGGGAGACCAAGUGAUCCAAUCGAUGGACUUCAGUGUUGACCACUUUUGGCGAAACAUCAGUGUAAUGAUUGUACUGACCGUUUGUCUCCGAUUUAUGGCUUAUACUCUUCUGUUGCACAGCUCGUCCGGUGAAGGAUUGACCGCCAAAUUGAAAGCAAUGUUUAGGCGAUAA
This is a messenger RNA of Oppia nitens, 2074 nucleotides long. Its product is annotated as protein white-like. Gene Ontology annotation, cellular component: plasma membrane. NCBI's taxonomy places the organism in Eukaryota, Metazoa, Arthropoda, Arachnida, Sarcoptiformes, Oppiidae. Gene Ontology annotation, molecular function: ATP hydrolysis activity; ATP binding; ABC-type transporter activity. The transcript has 13 exons. The record is from RefSeq and is a predicted model, not a curated record. Bases 23 to 2074 code for a protein of 683 amino acids.